AUGCCCCGACGAGUAGUCCAAGUACUCGAGUGGUUUCAACAGUUGUACGUCCAAACGGAAUCGUUCAGAUCGGACGAGGAGUCACAACGUGUCCGUGAGGCGGGCAAUAAUUGCUAUCGCAAGGAACAUCAUCCACUCAAGGCAUGCGAUCUAUAUACAGAGGCUAUAUUUUUAGCGCCCGUCGAAGAGGAUGCAGACAAUACGACAGCGGCAAUGGCGCAUGCGAAUCGUUCGACUGUGUUGCAUGAUUACGGCAUGUAUGAGGAAGCCUACGACGAUUGCCUGUGCGCGCUGGAACUCGGCUAUCCCGAAGAGUAUAACGCGUUGAUCAAACUACGCCAAGCCGCUUGUGCCUUAAAGUUGCGUAACUUUGCGCUCUGCGAACUGCAUGUGCACGAGCUGCUGCACAUGGAUCUCUCCGAGGCGUUUGAGGCGCGCACACACGAACUUUGGCACGAAUGCGAGGUGCUGAAAUCGGAAAAGGUCGAUAUGGGCGUGCAAACAGAUGACGAUCAUUAUGUGGCAGCGGCCGCAAUGGCACCACAACACAUACUGCACGGGAGCAACAGCAAUCGGCUGAAGGUCUACGAAGUCGCCUGGUCGGACACGUCGAACGCGAUUACAACGACACGUCGCGCCUACUUGCGCGCCACCACAGACAUUGUGCGCCACAUGCCGAUCUUCAGCGAGGAAGCCGCCAUCUUUGUGUCCAGCGGACAGGCGCGCAUUUGCGACAAUUGCGCCAUCACACAAUUCAUACCAUUUCCAUGCGACUACUGUUCGAAUCGCACAUCCGUUUAUUGUUCGCGUAAAUGUCGCGCUCAACACUCAUCCAUACACGUGCUCGAAUGCUUCGCCCACCAGAUUGAGCUGUUCGAAGAAUUCGGCGACGCGUUCGCCAAACCGCGCCUACUGCAGCUCGCCUUUCGCAUGCUCAUCACCGGCUUGCCGCAGGUGAUGCCGCAUUGUCGCAAACGACCGACGGUCAACAAAAUGUGGAACGCCUUCAAUGGCAUACUCACCGAACGCACGGACAUACCAUAUUCGGCGCUGUUGCGCCUCGAAGCGCACCUCGAUAAAAUCGACACCGAGACAACUGUUUCACUCGCCAUUGCCGCACACAUACUAGCCAUCUAUUUGGCUGAAUGCACGGACUUUUUCGAGCACCUCGAUCUCAUGAUGCCCGCCACAACGAAAUUGACGCGCAGCGAAUGGAUCCUACUCUCGGCCGCGCUGCUAUUGCGUCACAUCGGCCAACUGAGGCACAAACAUCUCACGCACUGCCCGUCCUUUGUGUUGCCCGCAGAUCCGCACAUACUGUCGCCGCUGCACGAAUUCAGCCUAUGGUCGGCGGUAAAACACAUACGGCAGGGACAAUUGCAUUUGUUGGCCGGCGAUGUGGCAUGCGUCGCUUACGCCGUCUAUCCGCAAACGUUGAGCCUGUGUCGGCAAUCGUGCGCCGGUCAAGUGUAUCGUAAACACUCCGGGCGUCAGGUGACCGCUUAUGCUACAUGUGACAUCUUGUUGGGCGCUUGCAUUGGUAACUGUUUCGUUUACGCUGGUGAUUAUCGACAAUCGUUGUACGAGACACGGAGGCAAAACCUCAAGGCGCGCGGCAUUGACUGCAAGUGCGAAAAGUGUUUUCGUCCAUAUCCGGAUGAGGAUUUUCAUAAAUUUCAUCGCUAUCGCUGUGAUAAUCCCAAAUGCAUGCAAAUAUUCACACCGAACGCCAGCGAUUUGAAAUACACGAGCAAUUUACGCUGGUGGCGCAGUCCAUAUUAUACACACCCAAACAACGAGGGCGCCGAUCUGUUGGUAUGCAGCGCCUGCGACGAAACGCAAAAGCUGGAGUGGUUUUGGACCUUCAAUGCGGCGCUGAGCGAUUGCGAUUCGGUUGAGAUGCGUUGUAAGUUGUACGCGGCCGUUGAGCGAGCCGAUACGCAACUCGUUGAAAUGAACGAGUGCAAAGUCGCUUUGGCGCGCCAACUAGUCGAGCAGUGUUUAUUGAUGCAUCGAGAGGGUCACAAACCGCUCGACGAUUGGGAAUUCAAUAAGCUGGGCUCGAUUAUGCGUAACGCUCUCAAUAUUGUAGCUGCACAAUGUGGUGUCUUUAGCAUAGAAUAUAUACAGCAUAUGUCCUAUUUUUGGGACAUCAUGGCGCUAAGCAAUUAUAAAUGUGGCGAUAAGGAACUGAUGCAGAUGUUACAAGCGCUCGAAUACAUACCGGAUGAGUAUAAAGAGAUCUUCAUCAACUACUAUGACGACUUCAUAACACCGAAAUUCGCCGAGGAAACCUAUACCAGCCUCAUGGAUACGCAAGUCUAGUGGAACUCAUUGUAGCAAAAACAAAUAUAGAACUUUAGAAAGCAAAAAACCCAAAAAGAGAAACGCUAGCUAAGAAAAAUUAAGCAAUUACAUAAAACAGAAAGCAAAACCACUUUCAAAAACAUGAUCACUCACUAAACUUAAAACAAAACUAAGAAACUAUAUGUUUAAGAAAUUUAAGAGCAAUGUUGUAAUUUAAACUCAAAACUCGUUACCCGGUACUCGAGCGCAAAACAGGAGCAGACACCCACAGGCCACACACAAAUACUUAACAAUGAAAGAACAGUAAGACAAAAUAUUGAAGGUAUUAGUAGCAUGAAGAAGAAAAAGAAUGUACUUCUGUCGCUCUUAUUUUCCAUUCUCAUUGUUUUUUCCUUCUCAUAAAGUCGUCUUUAAGCGGAAAUACUCUUUAGAAAAAAUUACAAAUAAGCUUAACUAAAAAUACUUAUAAAAAAAUUUAAAAUAUAUUAGGUAAAACACCAAAAUACACUAAGGUUAUUGAGUGAAGUAGUAUGCUGAGAGCGUAAAUGAGGGCUAACUAUAUAUAAAAUGGACCUGAAAUACUAAAAAGCUGAGCAAAACUAGCAAAAGAAAGCACAUAAUAGGAAAUAUAAAUUGUAAAUAUACAAGUGGAAUAUUGGGAAUCGGUAUUAGCUGGCGCUUAGGUGAAAAAUUAAAAUUUAUGUGUUGCAUACCUUUUGGCGUAUAACUAUGAAAGUGUAAAAAUGUUAAAUCAUAGGCAAGUGAAGCUUUCCUGAAUGAAUUUUACUAUGAAUUGUUGGUGAGAGACUUACAUUUUUCGAUAAAGCAUCGUUUUUGAAACCGGGAUCCCGAAAUUAUUUUUCGAGAUUCUACAAAUUGUUGAUGCAUAAACUAUGUUACAAAAACUAAUAAUAUUAUAGUACCUAGAGUGAUCUCAGAGUAAUUCGAGAUCCCGAAAUUAUUUUUCAGGAUUCUAUAAAUUUUUAACAUUGCAUGCAGUAAUCAAAUUUUUUUAGUAACUGGAGUUAUAUCUUUUUUAAUCUGUUAAAAUAUCUCUAUACUGACGGGAUCCCGAGUCUAAGAAUAAGUCUAUUAUUGAAAGAAACAAUGAAAGAAACACGAAAUCGUGAUAUAUGUAUGUACAAGUGUUUUAUUUGGGAAUUUCGACAAAAUAGCUUAGGUGAAAUUUGACAAUUCUGCGUCGCAUACUUUUGGGAUGAAGUGUAAAAAUAUCGAAAACUUUUCCAGCAUAAAUUGUAAUAUUAAGACUUAAUUUUAUAAUGGUUUGUGAGCUUAGAAUUUAAAUUUAAAAAAAUUGAUUUGUUAUCAAAACGGAAUCCCGAAAUUAGUUUUCGAGCUUCUGCAAAUUUUUAAAUUUUUUCAACUACUAAUAAAAUUGUAAGCAAAUGUUGUUGUACACAUUAAAUAUACAACUUUAAUAAACGGGAUCCCGAAAUUAAUUUUCGGGAUUUUACAAUAUUUUUCAACUAUUGCGCCGACAAAUAUAAUUAUUAGCAACCGCGUUGAUACGAAUUAAAUUUCCAACUUUAAAUACCGAGAUCCCGAAAUAAAUUUACGGGAUUUUAAAAAUUUUGGAUGGCAUUUUUUCUUAUACCAACGUUUAAAAAAAAUUUCGGCAUUUGUGAUGAUAUGUAUUAGCUAUACAACUUUAAAUAACGGGAUCCCGAUUAUGUAAAAUUGUAAAACAUGUUGGUAAAACGAGAUUCCGUAAUCAAUUUCCAAAAGUUUAUAAAUGGUUGCUUCAUUUAGUACAACUUUAAGUGUCUGAUAGUUAUUAAAUAUGUAUAUAAAUAUAAAUAACGGCAUUCCGAAUUCAUACUUUUAGGCGCUUAUGCCAUACAAAAAAUUUCAAGCUAAUUUAAACAUUUCUGCUAGCGCCAACUAAACCUAAAGGUCUUCAAAAUUCCACUAGUUCAUUUCACGUACACACAAAUUUAGAAAUACAUACAAACAAAAAUAUGAACAGUUAUACAUGUAGUUGAAUCAAAACUUAAACGAACAGAAUGUCGUAUGCCCACUGUACUUAAGGUGCAAAAUCCAGCUCGAUUCAUACUCAUAAACAUUUUUCAAAUACUCGUACUCGUAAUCAGACUUCUCACUUACUUGUAGUACAAUAAACUAUGUAUUUAAUGAAAUAAAAUAGUAAUAAUAUUAUAUAAAUAUUAGAAGACAAAGAAGAAACUUUAGGAAAUACAUAAACUAAAACUAAAAACUGUAAAAACUGUUGAAAAAAUGUGCAAUAUUAAAAAAAAAACAAUGUUGGAAGCAGAUAAGCAGCAAAUCCGCGGCACGAGAAAGAGGCUAUAAUAUUACGCUCUAAAUAUAUAACCAGAUAUGAAUGUAUAUGAUAUGCGCCUAAAACUAGAUCUACAAAAAAUUUCAACUGUUAACUGUACGCUAAAGGCUAUAGCAAUGGCGUUGUUCAAAAACGCAUAUAUAAAAAGAGCUUAAAACCAAAAGACAUUGUCGGCAAAAAGACAUACUUAUAAACUUGAAAAAUACAUAUGUACAUAUAUAAAUUUAAAUAAAUAAUUUUACAACAACCACACACAUCAGAAAUUUCAACGAACAUAAAUCCGCAAGCACAAUUCGAUUUACUUUGCUGGAAUUAUCCAAACGAAAAGUGUUUAGCCUAGGACAUGAAGAAAUGCUAUUGAAAAUGUAUGCCGGCUGCUUAUUGCUCCUUAAAGUAUGCUUUUUUUAAAUUUGAAUAAAACAUUUAGAAGUAAAAUGGGUACGUUGGAACUAAUUCGAGAGGAAAUUUGCGUUGUGAAAAUUUUAAGUAAAAUUAUAUAAAAUAAAUUAUUGGUAUAGAGGCGGAUCAGAUCAUUGGAGUGAGCAUAAAAUUUUAAGAAAAUAUUGUAGUGAAUUCUUUUGGAAAAAAGAGUGAGAUUGAUAAGUUUUAGUGAAAGAGCAGUAAAUUAUUGUGGCGUGUUCUAAACAGAUUUAGGUUGUUUAGAAAUAAUAUAAAAUAGUUAAACAUUUUUUUCAUUGGGGGUAAUUCUUAAAUGAAAGAUUUUAAUAUUUUUUAUAUUACAUUUUUGAAAUUUUAUCCCGAAAAACUCGAAACAGUAAAUCUCGAAAUAUCGGGAUAGCAGAACUUUUUUAUUAUAUUAUCGAAAGUGGAUCCCGGAAAUUUUGAAAAAUAUUAGUCCCGACGUUUCGGCUUUUCAGAAUUUUUAUUAUAAUUUAUUACAUGUAAUUAAAGAAAAAAGUCAUACUCAUAUUUCAACGGAAUCACGUAAAUUUGCGAUAUCUAAUUUGAAAGGUUUAAAAAAAUUAACGAAAAAGUUUAAAAGCUGCUUGAUUUUUGUACUUAAUUCGGGUAGAAUUCAGCAAUGAGAGAUACUGACAUUUUUUAUUACAUUUUCGUAAGUAAAUCCCGAAAAAUUAAAAAAAGGUGAAUCCCGAAAUUUCGGGAUUUCUGAAAAUUUUGCGUAGUUUUUUUAAUUUUAAAAACACAAUGUAAAUAAGCAAAAAGUCAUACUUUUAUUUUAACGAGAUCCCGAAAAUUUGCGAUAUCUAAUUUAAAACAUUUAAAAAAUUUAUGGAAAAAGUCAAAAAAAUGCAUGACUUUUGAACACAUGUCAAUUCGGGUACAAGUUAUGACCUGGAUUAUGUCUGGAUUCGUAACAUGAUUUUGCCAUAUUUCAUUCGGUUAAAGAUAAAAACCGAAAAAGUAAGUUAAAGUGAAGAAAUUUUGACUAUUUCGAAAUUUCGGGAUUUCUUCUUUUAUUUAACCAAUUACUUUUUUCAGGUACAAUGUAGUUAAAAUUUCUAAAAACUCUCAAAUACAAACUCGAAUAAAGGCUUACAUUUUUUCGGAUCCCGAAAUUUCGGGACUCUAUUAUGUUUAACCUAUUAUUUUUUUAAAAAACACGCAAAAAUAGGUAACAUUUAUAAAAGUUCUCAGGUAAACGCUUAAAUUUUUACGGGAUCCCGAAGUUUCGGGACUGAAAAUUUCUUUAAAUUUUUUAUUUCGUUUUGGAAAAAAACGUAUCAUGUGACGCAAUUUUGUUAUAAAUAAAUAUUAAACUUUAUUGCUCACUCCUCAAGGACAUUUGAUCUGACUGCCUGAGUUAAAUAAAAUAUUAAUAAUAUAGAAUAGAUAUGAAAAUCAAAAGAAAAUAAACCAAUUAUUUUAGCUUCCGAGAAGCCUGCGAACAUAUUAUGAACACAUAAUUUUAAAUUAAAUUAAUUGUAAAUUACAAAAAAAAAACUUUAAAAAUAUUUUAAUUAUGAAUAUCUAAAUUGUAAACAAGCAUAUGUUUAAUGGAAAUUUCUGGUUGAACUCGUCACUAGUACUUUAUUAAAUAGCAUAUCAAAAACUAGUUAUAUAAAUACAAACACAAACACAUUCGUCUUACAUAUGUGUGUUCAGAGUAAGCGAUGAUUCUUUAUUUGUAUAAGAAAUCUGAUAUGUUCGCUUAUUAUAAUCCUAAUUAUAGAAAAUAUAUUAUUUAAUUCUACUUUAUGUUUAAGAAAGUAAGAAAAAAUAUUUAAUAAGGCGAACUCACGUACAAUUCAUGACAUUUGAGCUUCUGAUUCAUGUUACCGAGUGCACACUGUACUUUGAAUUUAAGCUAGUAAAUUCUUUAGUAAAAUUUUUUUGUUAAUAAUCAUAUACAGAUGUACUUAAAGUUGUUGAAUAUUUUUAGUAAUUUGUAUCCCACUCAACUGUAGUACCUUACGGGCAUACCCUUGUACCCACAUAACCCCAAACUGAGUUUUCUUACAUUAUCACUACCACACUACCUUACGUAGUGCUCAUCUUCAUAUUUAAUCACGUACCUAAAAAAGUGUUGAUAGUAAAAUAGUCAAAAAUGUACAAUACUUGUUUUGAGAGAAUUGUAGAGCGUUUAGUUAAACGUUUUCUAUAAUUAUGGACACUUUUUUUUAAGAAAAAUAGUUUCAGGACACGAAUUUUUAUUUAUUUUUUGUACUUAAAUAAUUGAAUUACCAUUUUAUGAAAUUUUUACCAUUUUCAAAACGAAAUCCCGAAACAAUUUUCAUAAUCCCGAAAAAAAUUUUCAUAUUAUGAAAUUUUUAUGACUUACGGAACACCGAAAUUAUUUUUAUAAUCCCGAAAAUAUUUCCAAUCCCGAAAGAAGUUUCGAGACUUUAUUGCUAAUUUGUAGUCUGUACUUAAAAAAUAAAAUUUCCAUUUCAUGAAUUUUUUAUAAUUUACGAAACGUAACCUCGAAAUAAUUAUUAUAAUCCCGAAAAUUUUUCGGAGCUUUAUUGUUAAGUUAUUUUCUCUACUGAAAUAAUAAAAUUUCGUUUCAUAAAAUUAUUGUAAUUUACCAAACGGAGUCCCGAAACAAUUUUCAUAAUCCCGAAAAAAAUUUUCAUUAAAGAAAUUUUUAUGACUUACGGAACCCCGAAUAUUUUUAUAAUCCCGAAAAAAUUUGCCAUCCCGAAAAAAGUUUCGAGACUUUAUUGCUAAUUUAUAGCCUGUACUUAAAAAAAAUUCCAUUUCAUGAAUUUUUUAUAAUUUACGAAACGGAACCUCGAAAUAAUUUUUAUAAUCCCGAAGAAAUUUUCAAAUCCCAAAAAAUUGUUUCAGAGCUUUAUUGUUAGGUUAUUUUCAGUGUUUUAAUAAUAAAAUUUCUUGAAAUUUGUAUAGUUUACGAAAUGGAAUUCCGAAAUUAUUGUGAUAAUCCCAAAAAAUUUUUAAGGUACUUCAUUGUUAAUUUAUUUCCUGUACUUAAAUAAUAAAAAUGUUUAUUGAACUUUUACUUUAUUUUUCGGGAUCCCGAAAUUUCUAUGCAAAAAUAAUAUUCCAGUAUUUAUAACGCUUUGAACGAAACGCUCUACAAUUUUUAUAUAAUUAUUUAUUAGUAAUAUACACGGCUGAUAUACAAACAUAUGUACAUACAUACAUACAUAUAUUCAAACAUACAUAAAAGCAUAAUAAGGUAUAAAAAAUAUAUGCAAUGAAAGAUAUUUUUGAAAAGAGUAUUCGCUGCUAAGUCAAGCGCUAUACUUCCUGCUAUAAACACGCUUACAUACAUAAAAACAUACAAGCAAACAGCGAUACAUACAUAUGUACAUACGAUAAUGUUAAUAUUAUACUAUUAUAUGUAUGUACACAUACGUAAACCCAUAGGCGCAAUCACGUUACCAAAUUUCCAUACAUACCACACGCAUGCAUUCUAGUAAUCAUCUAGUAAAAUGCAAAAGUCUUGAAGUGAAAGCUGUUUAGAGUUGCCAACACGUACACAGAAACACUUACACACACACACAACCCGACACAAGUAAAGUACACUCAGAGCAAAAAACAAAAAACACUCGUUACCGCGUAACCGGUUACUACUCGCUUUUAUUGCUUAACUCUGCCAAAAUAAUUACUUAUCAAUAAAAAAAAUGUAUAUGUAAUAAUUAAAUUGAAGUGGAAAAUAUUGAAAAUAUAUGAAUACAUUUAAAUAAGCAAAACUAGCAUUAAUAAAAAGUCAGCAUAAUUCAUGAGAAAUAAAUAAAUAAAUGCAAUAAGCAACGAUGAGAAAUUAAGCACAGCAAGAAAAAAAGUAACAACACACAAGAAUACAACAAAUGCAAUAGUGCAUUGGUAUGCAUGUUAUUCGCUUGUAUGCGUACGUUUUUUUAUUAAGAAAAAAAUUUAUUAGCAUUAUAUUACAGUAGCGUGCAAAAUAAGUGCAAAAAAUAUAUUAAAAAAAUAAACAAGCGCGUUGCGAAUUGCUUAUGGAAAUUACAAAAUAAAUACAUUUUUUGAAAAUAAAUAUUAAUCAUUUAAGAACCUCGCCUUGUUUUUAAUAUGUACAUACAAUAUAUAUAUGUAUGUAUAUUUACAAAUAUAUAUAUGUAUAUUUAAUAUAUAUGUAAAUGAGUUGUUUAUUUAAAAUUUUUUUGACCGCCUUGCAAUAAAUGCAGUUUAGCAAACAGUAAAUACACACGUGCGUGAAUUAUAUUUAUUGCAACAAAAAAAAAACAAAUGCGGCAACAGCAAUUAAAAAAUGGCAUAACCAAAACAAUAAACAAUAACAAUUACGAUUUUUUUAUAAUACGCAACAUUAGUGUUUAAAUAAAGUUAUAAAUUGAAGAAAAGACAAAAGCGAACGCAUUGUUAUUUAAAAGACCAAUUUCAAUAAUUAGCAUAUUUAAGUGACUAAUGAAGAAAAUCAAAACAAAAAUUCAAAUAAAAUAAUAUAAAUAAAAAAUUAUUGAGCAAAAGAUAUUAAAAAAAAGAAAAACAAAUAUUGCAAAUAAAUCAAAUCGCAACUGCAAUAGGCCGAAUUAAUGUAUACAAUUAUUAUUGAAGACAAAUACAACAACAAAAAAUAUAAAAGAUAAUAUUAAUUUAACGCUAUAUUGCAAUAAGCAAUUUAAAAACCAAACAAAAAACAAUAAUAUGGCAAGCGAAGUAUGGGGGAAAGAAAAAUAACGCGCAUACGGGGGAGCACGGAAUGAGACAAAUAAAAUAAAUUGGCAAAAUUAUGAAUACAAUUCUUUUUCAAUAAAGUCGAAAGCAUACGCAAAUAUAAA
Bactrocera oleae (olive fruit fly) is the source of this 9831-nucleotide messenger RNA. NCBI's taxonomy places the organism in Eukaryota, Metazoa, Arthropoda, Insecta, Diptera, Tephritidae. The record is from RefSeq and is a predicted model, not a curated record.